Messenger RNA from Schistosoma curassoni, 381 nucleotides. The record is from the annotation of a GenBank genome assembly. Lineage: Eukaryota; Metazoa; Platyhelminthes; Trematoda; Strigeidida; Schistosomatidae.
AUGUUUCAUCGAAAAUCUACAAUUAUUAUAACAAACCAAUAUAUUUUAAUCAUUGGAAUUGUUUUAAUGGUUAGCGAUCAAAUUAAUGGGUUAGCAUUACAUAAUGAUGGAUUACUUUUGAAAGAUUUAAAGUUUACAAGACCAUGCCCGGAAAAAAAUUAUCAAUUUCAUAAUGCUACUGGAAAUUUUAUGUGCGUUGUACCAACAGCUAAAAAAUGUUUUGAAUUAUGUCAAGAAUUAGGUUGUAAUGAAUGGUAUUUUAUGAGUUUUGUACCAUCUGGUAGUGAAGAAAUUAAAAAACAUCAUCGUUGUCGAUGUUUCCCGGAAUAUCAUAUGUGUUUUUAUAAUUCAGUACCAAGAAGAUAUCGUGAUUUUGAAUAA